Kazachstania africana CBS 2517 is the source of this 1311-nucleotide messenger RNA. It is a transcript of the gene TCD2, whose product is annotated as tRNA threonylcarbamoyladenosine dehydratase. Gene Ontology annotation, molecular function: ubiquitin-like modifier activating enzyme activity; tRNA threonylcarbamoyladenosine dehydratase activity. The coding region runs from base 1 to 1311 and encodes 436 amino acids. Gene Ontology annotation, cellular component: mitochondrial outer membrane. NCBI's taxonomy places the organism in Eukaryota, Fungi, Ascomycota, Saccharomycetes, Saccharomycetales, Saccharomycetaceae. The transcript has a single exon. The record is from RefSeq and is a predicted model, not a curated record. Gene Ontology annotation, biological process: cyclic threonylcarbamoyladenosine biosynthetic process.
AUGGGUAGAAACACUUGGAAAAUUGUGACUGCUAGUGCAUUAUUAUCAGCUCUUGCCACCAAAGGUAUUGAAGCAGCAUGGAAAAAGUACGAUUUAGAACAAAAGUUUAAGAAACAAGAAGAGCAAAUCGUACCUAAACCUGAAUAUGAUGACACUUUGUUCCGUGAACAAUUAGCCAGAAACUAUGCCUUCUUAGGUGAAGAAGGUAUGGAAAAAUUAAAACAGCAAUACAUUGUUGUCGUAGGUGCAGGUGGUGUCGGUUCAUGGGUAGUCACUAUGUUAGUCCGUUCUGGCUGUACAAAGAUUAGGGUCAUUGAUUUCGACCAAGUCUCCCUAAGUUCUUUGAACAGACAUAGUUGUGCCAACUUGAAAGAUGUUGGUACACCAAAAGUAGAAUGUUUAAAGAAACAUAUGAAGGAAAUUGCACCAUGGUGUGAUAUCGAUGCUAUAAAUGAACUUUGGAGCAAAGAAAGGGGAGAAUCACUAAUCCUAGAUGGCGGUGUUCCAGAUAUCGUUGUUGAUUGUAUUGAUAACCUCGAUACUAAAGUUGAUUUACUGGAAUUUGUCUAUAAUAAGAAAAUUGACGUCAUUUCCUCUAUGGGCGCAUCCACGAAGAGUGAUCCAACUCGUAUUAACAUAGGCGAUAUUACCACCACCGAGGAAGAUCCAUUGGCUCGUUCAGUUAGAAGAAGGUUGAAACAGAGGGGCAUUACUUCAGGUAUUCCUGUAGUGUUCAGUGCAGAAAAACCAGAUCCACGUAAGGCCAAAUUGUUACCCUUACCGGAUGAUGAAUUUGAAAAGGGACAAGUUGGUGAAUUAAGUGCGUUGAAAGAUUUCCGUGUUAGAAUCCUACCAGUUUUAGGUACCAUGCCAGGUAUCUUUGGUUUAACAAUUGCAACAUGGAUCUUAACAAAGGUGUCAGGCUAUCCAAUGAACCCAAUUGAAGGCAAAAAUAGAAUCAAAUUUUACGAUGGUAUCUAUCAGUCAUUGGCAGGCCAAAUGACCCGUAUUGGUAUGCCUGAUCAACGUGUGCCUAUUGCAUUGAAGGAUGUAAAUUACAUUGUUGAAGAAAUAUUCAGAGGUAAAUCCCCAGUCAGUGGUUACUCUACUAGAUUAACAUUAUCGAAAUGGAAGCCAAACGAACCAGUUAGUCUACAAAAUGUUGUUGUCUUAACAAAGGAAGAACAGAAAGAGCAUGAAACACGCAUCUUGAAUGGUGAGGAAAAAUUAGAAGAUGUCUAUUCCAAAGAAGUACUUGAUCUAAUUAACAAGAGAUUUGGAGAGGAAAAAUUCUACUCUCAAUUCAGAUAA